Molecule: messenger RNA, 2652 nt
Organism: Epinephelus lanceolatus (giant grouper)
Lineage: Eukaryota; Metazoa; Chordata; Actinopteri; Perciformes; Serranidae
Gene: anxa6
Product: annexin A6
Biological process (GO): calcium ion transport; mitochondrial calcium ion homeostasis; apoptotic signaling pathway
Cellular component (GO): plasma membrane; cytoplasm; nucleus
Molecular function (GO): calcium ion binding; phosphatidylserine binding; calcium-dependent phospholipid binding
Source: RefSeq, a predicted model, not a curated record
CACACUCUGCCUCACACACACACAAGAGGCUGCGCGAGAGAGCGCCGCAGUCGUUGCGUCACAGAGGACACGUAACGGGACUGCCUGAGUCUGACCGGAGGAGACAGACAGUCAGACUGGGGUUAGCGGGGACAGAGCAGAGACAGCAGGACCACUCUCACCGGAUACUGCCUGCACACAGAAGGCUUGUAACUAUUGAUUCCUGCGCAGUGUUAACACAGAAGACCAAAUACAGCCAUGGUGUUCAGAGGUACAAUAACAGAUGCUCCGGACUUUGAUCCCAGCGCUGAUGCCGAGGCCCUUUACAAUGCUAUGAAAGGCAUCGGGAGUGAUAAAGAGGCCAUAUUGGACCUGGUCACCUCGAGGAGCAACGCACAGAGGCAGGAAGUCAUUACAGCGUACAAAUGCAACUUUGGAAAGGACCUGAUUGAGGACCUGAAGUAUGAGCUCACAGGCAAAUUUGAGCGUCUCAUUGUCAGUCUGAUGAGAACCCCAGCCUACCAUGAUGCCAAAGAAAUCCAUGAUGCAGUCAAAGGAGCUGGAACAAACGAGAGAUGCCUUAUUGAAGUCAUGGCAUCUCGGAACAACAAACAGAUGCAUGAGAUGGUUGCAGCAUACAAGGACGCCUAUGGCAGUGACAUGGAGGAGGAUAUCAUCAUGGACACGUCGGGUCACUUUAAGAAGAUGCUGGUUGUUUUACUUCAGGGGACCAGAGAUGAGUCAGGAGUGGUGAACGCAGACCUGGUGGAGCAGGAUGCACAAGAUCUGUAUGCAGCAGGAGAAGAGCAGUGGGGGACUGACGAGGCCAAAUUUAUCAUGAUCCUGGGAAACCGUAGUGUGACCCACCUCAACAUGGUUUUCGAUGCAUUCGAGAAGAUUGCAGAGAUGUCCAUUGAGGACAGCAUAAAGAAUGAGAUGUCUGGGGACUUUGAGAGGCUGAUGCUGGCUGUUGUCCAGUGCAUAAGGAGUGUUCCCAUGUUCUUUGCCAAGCACCUUUACAAGUCAAUGAAGGGUCUCGGCACAGCUGACAACACCCUGAUCAGGAUCAUGAUCUCUCGCUCUGAAAUAGACAUGUUGGACAUUCGGGAGUGUUUCCGUUUAAGAUAUGAGAAGUCACUUUAUAACAUGAUUAAAGAUGACACAUCAGGGGAUUACAAGAGGACUCUGCUGAAUCUGUGUGGAGGAGAUGAUGACUUAGCUGGAGAGUUCUUCCCUGAAGCUGCUCAGAUAGCCUACAAGAUGUGGGAAUUAAGUGCCAUGACCAAAGUCCAGCUGAGGCCAACAGUCCGCCCCGCACCCAGUUUUGACCCUGCUGCUGAUGCACAAGCGCUGAGGAAAGCUAUGAAGGGAUUUGGAACAGACGAAGAUGCAAUCAUUGACAUUGUUACACACAGAAGCAACGCUCAGAGGCAAGAGAUCAGACAGGCCUUCAAAUCCCUACUGGGAAGGGAUCUGAUGAAGGACCUGAAGUCUGAGCUGUCAAAGAACUUGGAGAGGCUGAUCAUUGGGCUCAUGUUGACCCCUGCAGAGUUCGAUGCCAAAAUGAUGAGGAAGGCAAUGGAGGGGGCUGGGACAGAUGAACACGCUCUGAUCGAGAUCCUGGUCACCAGGAGCAAUGAGGAAAUACUUGCCAUGAACGAAGCUUAUCAGAAUGCCUAUAAGAAGUCGUUGGAGGAAGCCAUUCAGUCAGACACAUCAGGCCACUUCUGCCGCAUCCUUGUUUCUCUCGUGCAGGGUGCAAGAGAGGAGGGACCUGCAGAUGCGGAAAGAGCAAAUGCAGAUGCUCAGGAACUUGCCGACGCGUGCAAUGCCGACUCUGAUGAAAUGGAGAUGAAGUUCAUGAGUAUUCUGUGCACCAGAAGCUUUCCUCAUCUUAGGAGAGUGUUCCAGGAGUUUGUCAGAUGCACCAACAAGGACAUUGAACAGAUUAUCAAGAAGGAGAUGUCAGGAGAUGUCAAAAAUUCCUUUUAUGCAAUAGUUCGCAGUGUAAAGAACCAGCCCUCUUAUUUUGCAGACCGUCUGUACAAAGCCAUGAAGGGCCUUGGUACAGACGACAGAGCGCUGAUUCGCAUCAUGGUGUCCCGUAGCGAGGUCGACCUUUUCAACAUUCGUAAAGAGUUUAAGGAAACACAUGACGCCACCCUACAUGAAUUCAUCCAGGUAGAAACUAUGAUUGGCGAUACCUCGGGAGACUACCGUAAAACGCUGCUGAUACUCUGCGGAGGGGAGGAUUAAACUCAUCAAGUCUCUGCAGCUCCGUUCACAGACUUCAGCAAAAAAAAAAACACGAGACGAGCCUGAUCACAGAGUGAAACUGCAGUGGUUAACGCCAGUAUCUAUCGUCCGUGUCCCUAAACUGCUGCCGUCCCUCAGCCAAACCAAGUGACCUAUGACCUCCCAGCCUUCAAAGCCAUUUUUCUGCUCUCGUGUCUGAUUGUCCUGUCCAUCAGGAUGUCUUUCUUUUUCUUUCUUUUCUUUUUUUUACAGAGUCAAUUACAACAUGAAGAUGUUCACGUCAGUGUAGAAAGGUGCGCCACAUGUACAGCAUAUUGGAAAUGUUGAACAGUGCCUUCAGAUUGCAGGCUGUCCAAUGAUUACUGUCAUUUUAAGGUAUCAUAUAGACCGAAAUAAAAAUGAGUACACACACACAAA